Molecule: messenger RNA, 1353 nt
Organism: Mytilinidion resinicola
Lineage: Eukaryota; Fungi; Ascomycota; Dothideomycetes; Mytilinidiales; Mytilinidiaceae
Product: cyclin-like protein
Exons: 2
Coding region: 1-1353 (450 amino acids)
Biological process (GO): positive regulation of DNA-templated transcription, elongation; regulation of transcription by RNA polymerase II
Cellular component (GO): nucleus; cyclin/CDK positive transcription elongation factor complex
Molecular function (GO): cyclin-dependent protein serine/threonine kinase activator activity
Source: RefSeq, a predicted model, not a curated record
AUGCCUUCAUCAGUACCUCACCCAAGCCGGCGCGCUGCGGUGCGAGAGCGACCGAAACCUCCCAAUCCAGUCGUCGCCGAAGCCGAAAAGCAGUGGCUCUUCUCUGAAGAUGAACUCCUCCGAACACCAUCCAUUAUCGACGGCAUGCCCCCCGAAUUGGAGAGGGGAAACCGCAAGAAAGGAGCAAACUUCAUUCUGCAGGUCGGCAUACUGUUGAAGCUACCUCAGAUGACCCUCUCAACCGCCUGCGUCUUCUUCAAUCGAUUUCUCAUGCGCCAGACCCUCGUGGCCAAGCCGGCCGAAGGCUUGAAGCCGAUGCAUCAUUAUCAAGUUGCCGCGACCUCCCUAUUUCUCGCCACCAAAGUCGAGGAAAACGGCCGCAAGAUGAAGGAGCUGAUUGUCGCCUGCGUACGAGUCGCGACGAAGAACCCCAAUGCCCUCGUCGAUGAGCAGACCAAGGAUUUCUGGAAGUGGCGCGACACCAUUCUCUACAACGAAGACGUCCUUCUCGAGACCCUUUGCUUCGACCUGUCCCUCGAGCCAACACACAAGCUCAUGUACGAGAUGCUGGUGUACCUUGGUGUCGAGCACAACAAGAGACUGCGUGACGCCGCCUGGGCCUUCCUCAACGACAGCACUCUGACGCCACUUUGUCUACUUUUCAGUUCGCGAACCAUUGCCGCCGCGGCACUUUUCGCAGGCGCAAAGAUGUGCAAUAUCGCUUUCCCCGACGAGGAUGGCAAGCCAUGGUGGGAGAUUCAGUAUGUGAACUUGAAGGAUAUCCGGCGCGCAUGCAACCACAUGGCAGACAAUUACGAGCAUGUGCCAGACAAGGAUGGCGGCCAUAGUAUCUACGUAGGCCUUCGUACCCCCGAGGACGAAGAUCCUCUAUACGCGAUUACUAGGCUAAGGACCUCACAGACCCCAAUCAGCCCCGCUGCCAGCUCUGUGGGCAUGGAGAGGAGUGCUAGCGACCAGAGCCUCAAGCGGAAGCGUGAUGACGGUGUUGUGAUGGAGCGCAGCGCAAGCGACCAGAGUAUGAAGAGGAUGAGAGGAGAUAGACCCGAAAACGGAGUCACCAAUGGGAUAUCCUCGCGUAGGAACUCGAGGCCCGGAGAUUCGAAGACCCAGAACGGAGAUGUACCGAAGCCUGCACCAGCCCGGAAUGGAUCGACUUCGCGGACUGGACCACCUCAGAACGGCGAGGUCUCGAAGCCUGAAGCGAGCACGAAUGGAGUCAAGCCGGAGGCAAAUGGUGCUUCCAAGCACGAAUUCAAUGACUCGACUGCAGCGCCUGCCAUCCCACGGAACGAAAACGACGACGUUAGUGAAGAAGGAGAAGUCGAGGAGUAG